Durusdinium trenchii is the source of this 1498-nucleotide messenger RNA. The record is from the annotation of a GenBank genome assembly. NCBI's taxonomy places the organism in Eukaryota, Dinophyceae, Suessiales, Symbiodiniaceae.
UUUUGGCUCAGCUUGCAGCUCAAAGAAGCUUCAGCUCAGCUAGAUUUGAAGACUCGUCUUGGUCGGAUUUGGUGCCACCUUAAGCGCAUCAAAUCCUCCGCCUUUCCCGGAAGAACUGCACAUCAGCGAUGCCACGCUACAUCAGCGAUGUGAAAGCCUGGUCCAUGGGCGAUGUGGUGGCUGGCGUCACGGUGGCCGUGACCUCCUUGCCACAGUACAUCGCCUACGCCGAGCUGGCGCAGCUCUCGGGCUUUCGAGGUAUCGUCGCCUCGGGACCGCCCUUGGUGGCCUUCGCCUUUUUAACCGGCAACCCAUGCCUGAACAUUGGGGUGACUUCUAUCACCGCCUUGAUGGCCACAGCCGAUCUCAAAGGAGGCGAGUACCGGGAUGCCUAUGGCGAGGCCGCAUGGUCACAGAUCUUGGGCACUUACUCCAUGAUGAUCGGCGUUGCCUCCCUGGCACUGGCCUUACUCAAUGCCGGCAGCUUGGUGAAGCACAUCCCUGCGCCCGUGAAGGCGGGCUGGAAGUUAGGCUUCGCAUUGGCAGCCUGCGCGGCGCAGAUGCCCAACAGCGCCUUCGAACAUGCGAAGAAUCUGAAGAAGAUUUGCCAGCUCCCAAACUUCCGGGGUGCACCCCUGCAGAGUGGAGCAGCCAACAUGUAUCGCUUAGCCUGGUCUUUGACACAUCCACAUUUUUGGGAUGCGGAGGCCGUGGCAUUUUCCGCGAUGACGCUCUUCAUUGUGAUGUAUUUCAAAAGUCCGCUGAAGGUCAUCGUGGCCUCGGCGUUGGGUGCUGGCAUCUCUUACCUCCGCAGUUACUCGGGCGAUGUGGUCGGCCGACCUCCCCCGGGCUCUGAGCUUCGCAUCACCGGCGAGCUGGGCGCAGACCUCACCAGCUGGGUGCACCAGUGGCCUUGGGAGAUGCCCUUGGAUGAGACGGUGAACCGCCUCGGUGGAUGGCCCCUGGCGGUCAUGUCGGCCGUAGCCUUUGCUUUUGUGGACUACUUAGCAAUUAUCUCUGUGGAGGCAGAGCGCCCCGCACCAGGCGGCAGCCGACCGAACCGCGAGAUGGCGGGGCAGGGCCUGGGCUGUAUUGCCUCUGGCAUGGGAGGGAGUGCUCCCAUUGGCGGGUCGUUGACACGCUCGAUGUUGGCGGGCAUGAUCGGAGCUUCUUCUCCGCUCAUGGGCCUGGUCUGUGGACUGGUGACGAUGUGCUUGGGUUUCCCGAUGAUCGCCACCCUCCUGGAGCCAACGCCCAAGGCAGUGCUCUCCUCGACGGUGCUUGCAGCCGUCUUGCCCGCUGUGGUGGCACCGAAGGAUUUGCUCCGAUUGAAGGGCAGCGAUGCUCUCGUGGGCUGGGUCUCGGCGGCUGGCACGUGCCUCACCGAUCCCACCAAAGGAUUUGGAAUGGGCUGUGCCUUCUACUUCUUCAUCUACGGAUUGCGGAAAUCCACCAAGACCCACCCCAAGUAGCACCAAACACUGCUGCCUCGCGGAGC